Molecule: messenger RNA, 1248 nt
Organism: Cercopithifilaria johnstoni
Lineage: Eukaryota; Metazoa; Nematoda; Chromadorea; Rhabditida; Onchocercidae
Source: the annotation of a GenBank genome assembly
AUGACACUGAAUAAAUUAUCGAUCGAUAAAGUGGAUGUAAAGGAUAAAAGAGUCCUGAUUCGGGUCGAUUUUAAUGUACCGCUUAAAGAUGGGAAGAUUACGAACAACCAACGUAUAACGGCUGCAGUACCAACUAUCAAGUAUGCGCUAGAUCAUGGUGCAAAGGCGGUAAUACUAAUGUCACAUUUGGGACGUCCAGAUGGGAUGAAAAAAAUGGAAUUCACAUUGGAACCAGUUGUAGCGGAACUGAAAAAUGUUCUCGGCAAGGAUGUCACAUUUGUUCAUGAUUGUGUUGGACCAGAAGCUGAAAAAGCUACAGCUAAUCCUGCUCCUGGCAGUGUUAUUUUACUUGAAAAUCUUCGAUUUUAUUUGGAAGAAGAAGGAAAAGGUGUGAAUGAAAAGGGCGAGAAGGUCAAGGCAUCACAAGCUGAUAUCGACAAUUUUCGUGCAUCUCUGACAAAACAUGGCGAUGUUUAUGUGAAUGAUGCAUUUGGUACUGCACAUCGUGCGCACAGCUCUAUGGUUGGUGUAAAAUUGGAGAAACGUGCUACAGGUUUUCUGAUGAAGAAAGAGUUGGACUAUUUUGCAAAAGCUCUGGAUAAUCCUGUCCCACCAUUUUUGGCAAUUUUAGGUGGUGCUAAAGUGGCAGACAAGAUUCAACUUAUUCGCAAUCUUUUAGAUAAAGUUAAUGAAAUGAUCAUUGGUGGUGGAAUGGCCUAUACAUUUUUGAAAGUUAUUAAUAAUAUCAAUAUCGGAAAAUCACUUUUUGACACAGAGGGUGCCAAAAUAGUGAAUGAAUUGAUGGAUAAGGCUAAAAACAAAGGCGUGAAAAUACAUUUACCGAUUGAUUUCAUUAUUGCUGACGAUUUCAAAGAAGAUGCUCAAUUCAAGACAGCUGAUCUCAAAUCAGGUAUUCCGGAUGGAUGGAUGGGUCUUGACAUUGGACCGGAAACAGCAAAGCAAUUUGCUGAAGUUGUGGGACGUGCGAAAACUGUUGUUUGGAAUGGACCGGCUGGCGUUUUCGAAUGGGAGAAUUUUUCGAAAGGAACAAAAGCAGUAAUGGAUGCUGUUGUUAAUGCUACUUCCAAGGGCGCCGUUACUAUCAUCGGUGGUGGUGAUACGGCAACAUGCUGCAAGAAAUGGAAAACUGGUGACAAAGUAAGCCACGUUAGUACUGGUGGUGGUGCAAGUCUAGAAUUGCUUGAAGGAAAAGUACUACCUGGUGUUGAUGCGCUUUCUCCAGCUUAA